This is a messenger RNA of Dioscorea cayenensis subsp. rotundata (Guinea yam), 369 nucleotides long. RefSeq lists its product as uncharacterized. The coding region runs from base 1 to 369 and encodes 122 amino acids. NCBI's taxonomy places the organism in Eukaryota, Viridiplantae, Streptophyta, Magnoliopsida, Dioscoreales, Dioscoreaceae. The transcript has a single exon. The record is from RefSeq and is a predicted model, not a curated record.
AUGCUAACUACUUUACAAGAGCCACAAACCUAUGAAGAGGCUAUAGUUGAUCCAAAUUGGCAGAAUGCUAUGCAAAAAGAGUUUGAUGCUCUUGAAGCAAAUAAAAUUUGGGAACUGGUUACUUUACCUAAAGGAAAUAAAUCUAUUAGCCGCAAAUGGGUUUAUAAGUUGAAAUAUAAGGCAGAUGGGAGCAUUGAAAAGCAUAAAGACAGGCUAAUAGUGAAGGGCUUGACUCAGAAAAAUGGAGUGGAUUAUUCUAAAAUAUUCUCUCCUAUUACGAAAAUGACAACAGUGAGGAGCUUGAUUGCAAUGGUUAUAAAGAGAGGUUGGAAACUGAUAGGGAUGCAAGUAUACAUGCCAACUGCAUAA